CAGUUCCUGAAGAAAUCGUGCAAGAUCCUUAUGCAUUGCUGCUUUAUGAGAAAGCUUUGCAAGCCGGUAAAGAAAAGGAUAAAUCCAUUCGGGUAAACAUAGUCGGUAACUUCAGACAAGGUAAAACAACAUUAAUGAGAAGGUUGUUGGGGCAAGAAGUCGGAGGCAUUACAAGUACAAAUGGAAUAGUUGUAGAACAUUAUAGAUGCGAGGAAACCAAAGAUGGGAAAUUACGAUACACUAAAGCAGACGACAUUGAUAAUUCGGAAUAUAUCAAACGCUUGGUUUCUGUUGCUAUAAGUAAAGAGACUGAAAGUAAAGAACAGCAAACACAGUCUGUGACAAAACCAAACGCUUCACAGGAACAGAAACCAAAGGUAGGUGAAGAUUCACCUAGUCAUAACGAAGUUCGAGAUACACAUGAAAACUUUCCAGAAACAAAAAGCGUUUCAUCAACAGAAAACGAAACAAGUGAUGAUAUUUCGAAUAAAGUGUCUCUUUUAUCUCCCGAGGAAAAGGAGGCGUUUAUAAAAGCUCUGAGGACAAACCAGUCAUCUUCAGAACCGGAAAGACGGACAAUGUUUGAUAUUUGGGAUUUUGGCGGGCAGUACAUUUUCUAUGCAACUCAUACAAUCUUUCAUAGCAGAAGGGCAAUUUAUCUAUUGGUCUUUGACUUGACUUUAGAUCUGAAUCAAUGUAUCACUGAUGAACAGUUUCCAGUAGAGAUGGAUGCUAUGAACAUGAAAUAUUUUAUCCAGUUUUGGAUGAGUUCUAUCCAUUCGUUCGUCGGAUCAGCAGACGGCUUUGUGCCAAAGGUUAUCCUAGUGGGGACCCACAAAGAUAAGUUGAAGGGAAAGAGAUACGAAAAAGAAAAGCAUAUCCAAAAGUACUUUGCAAAUAUUAGAAAUUUGUUCGAUGGAACAAAUAUGUCUCAUCAUAUUCAUUUUGACGACUUCGCAGUAGAUAACACUGUCGCAAAGGACCCAUCACUGAACUCAUUACGUGAAACGAUUAUUAGAAUUGGAGAUGAACAAUCAGAAACAUUUGCAAUACCGCUUAAGUGGAUUCAGCUAGAAAAGUCACUGUUGGAAAGAAAACACCUCAAGCUUAUUUCUCUUAAGUUUGUUUUAGCAAUUGAUUCAGAGAAUGAAUUUCCAUUGAAUGAUAUAGAACAGGUGAAACUGCUCUUACGCUACCAUCAUGCAAAAGGCACAUUUGUUUAUUUUGAUGAAGCACCGAUAUCGGAGUAUGUUGUGCUUGAUCCUCAGUAUCUCAUAGAUGCAUUCAAGUGUAUCGUCACAAGCGAAAGAUUCUGCAUAAAUGAUCCUGACAUUCGCCCUUUCUGGAAUAUGUUACUGACAGACGGAAGACUGGAGAAACAUUUAAUUGACCGCCAGUGGGGAAAACCAGAAGACAAGUUCGAAAUGUAUAAACAAAAUACAGAAAUCUUGCUUUCAUUUCUGACUAAACAUCACAUUAUAUCAGAAGCAGCAGUAUUUGAUGAAAACACACAACGGUCAACAGGACUUGGGUGGUUUGUAGUUCCAAGUCUGUUAAGAGAGCACUCUUCGAUAAUCGAGUUAAAGGAAUUUCUAUCUGGAAAGAAAUGCACAAAACUCCGUUAUGUGUUAUUGUUCCAAACGUCUUCAAUAGUGGCAACAAUCUACCAUCGUUUAGUAUCAGCGACAAUAGGAAAGUGGCCGAUAGCGAAAGCUGGCAAG
Mercenaria mercenaria is the source of this 1721-nucleotide messenger RNA. Its product is annotated as probable serine/threonine-protein kinase pats1. The record is from RefSeq and is a predicted model, not a curated record. NCBI's taxonomy places the organism in Eukaryota, Metazoa, Mollusca, Bivalvia, Venerida, Veneridae. The annotation marks the transcript as partial. The transcript has a single exon.